AUGCUCCCAUUUGUUCGCCCAUACACACCCUGCUCGUUUGUCAUUGUAUCGUCUUUGACGAGUUGUGCACACUUCGGCCGACAAGAGGGGGCCAGAAGUGAAAUCAAUACGCGGCUGUUGGUACAGAAAAGGCUGACGCUGUGGUCAGGAGGUCAGUCAGACGACCUGGCCACAACCACGCCUCUGUGUGGCAGUCGGUGUGGCCACACAGUGUCCCCACUUCAGCUGUACCGCCGUCCCGACGGUCUCUACAGCCGAGACUUGUCUGCAUCUAUCGGUAGGCCGGGGUACAUGUUAGCACCGCAAGAGAAGCUCAAGCAAGCACAAGUUUGGCUCAAAGCAGAGGUUGGUCGUCGCUCUGUCAACUGGUCACAUUUCGUAUGUCUCGCAUUCCCAGACGAGGUGAUGACGGCCCUUGUGAUCGGCUUCCACCGGUAG
Molecule: messenger RNA, 438 nt
Organism: Protopolystoma xenopodis
Lineage: Eukaryota; Metazoa; Platyhelminthes; Monogenea; Polystomatidea; Polystomatidae
Source: the annotation of a GenBank genome assembly